This is a messenger RNA of Hippoglossus stenolepis (Pacific halibut), 2352 nucleotides long. It is a transcript of the gene sstr3a, whose product is annotated as somatostatin receptor 3. The transcript is spliced from 2 exons. Gene Ontology annotation, cellular component: membrane; neuron projection. Gene Ontology annotation, molecular function: neuropeptide binding; somatostatin receptor activity. Gene Ontology annotation, biological process: neuropeptide signaling pathway. The record is from RefSeq and is a predicted model, not a curated record. The coding region runs from base 333 to 1799 and encodes 488 amino acids. Lineage: Eukaryota; Metazoa; Chordata; Actinopteri; Pleuronectiformes; Pleuronectidae.
ACGGAGCUGUUACCUAGUUACAGCAGAGCCUGUGACGAGCUGCUGCUGCAGAGCUGGUGACUGUCGGUUCUUAGGAACACACAGAGCAGAAGUCCCCGACGAACAGCCGCUGAGGAGCGGGCAGGAGAGGAGCGUGUCACCGCGGAGGAUGAAGAAGAGAAGCACGUCCUGGUCCUGACAGGGAGAGAAGAGACGGAGAGUGAGCAGCUCACCUGUAAAAUCCUGAAACCAGAGGCGAAGAAGGGGCUCUGGGUAAAAAGUCUCUGCACCGUCGGAACAGAUGGGUGGGAGCUAAGACGGCAGAAGGACGGAGCAAGAGGAAGAGCACAUUCAUGGGUGACGCCUCGCUUCUCGGGCUAGAGAUGACGGAUGGGAUGUGGGGGAACGACAGCUUCGCCGGCCCCUCGCCUGGACUCCCCCUGCUUUUGCUCAUGUUCAAUGACAGCGAUCUGAACCAGACACUGUACAACUUCAACUCCUCCAACUGUACCAACAUCACCGACCCAGAUGUCUCCUCAGGUCCCAGCGUGGCAGGGGUCCUCAUCCCAGUCAUAUACAUCAUUGUGUGCAUCAUUGGCCUGGGUGGAAACACUAUAGUGAUUCACAUAGUGCUGCAUUACUCAAAGAUAGAGUCUGUCACCAACAUCUACAUCCUGAACUUAGCCAUAGCUGACGAGCUCUUCAUGCUCAGCCUGCCUUUCCUGGCCGUUCAGAACACCAUGCAGUCGUGGCCCUUUGGCUUCUUCAUGUGCCGCCUGGUCAUGACCGUCGACUCCAUCAACCAGUUCACCAGCAUCUUCUGCCUGACCGUAAUGAGCAUCGACCGCUACCUUGCUGUAGUUCACCCCAUUGUGUCUUCAAAGUGGCGGCGACCUCGAGUGGCGAAAUUGGUGAAUGGCACAGUGUGGGCGUUGUCCUUUCUCGUUGUUCUGCCUGUGGUCAUCUUUGCCAACAUCCAGAAGGCAGGAGGCACCUGUAACAUCUCCUGGCCUCAACCGACUAACAUCUGGAGCGCGGCUUUCAUCAUCUAUACCUCCACUGUUGGAUUCUUCUGUCCUCUUCUUAUCAUCUGCAUCUGUUACCUGCUCAUUGUUUUCAAGAUACGCAGCUCGGGUAAAAAAGUCCACGCCACCUCCGUCAAGCGCAGAAAGUCGGAGCGGAAAGUGACACGCAUGGUUGUGAUUGUUGUUGCAGUGUUUGUCUUCUGCUGGUUGCCUUUCUACGUCCUCAACAUCAUUAACCUGCUAGUGUCCCUUCCCUCAGACUACCAGGGCCUUUACUAUUUUGUCGUAUUGCUCAGUUAUGCUAACAGCUGUGCCAACCCCAUCGUGUACGGCUUCUUGUCAGACAACUUCAAGAGGGGUUUCCGAAAGGCGCUCUGCCGCUCCACAAGGAAGGUGGAGAACCACGAGCCCAUGGAGCGCCAGCAGCAGCAGGAGGAAGGGAGGAGGGCACUCAUGCCCAGGGAGAGCCUGAGACGGGCAAUCGGGGACGAAGAGGAGGACGAUGAGGAAGACGUCUCUGAAAUGACUGAGAUCUACAGAAUCGGCCAGAAUGGAAACAGCAGCUUCCAGCCACAGAGCUCGAGGCCACUGCUCUCAGAGACGACUCCAGGAGCGACAGAGCUGCCGUCCCCGGACAAGAAGGACAAAGCUGGUGACGCAAAAGGGAAAGAUCCAGUCAACGGGUCCACACUUGCUGCUCCAUCGCUUCUCAAUGGAGCCAAAAAUGGAAACAUCAAAUUUCUGCCAGAGGAAAACUUGGAACAGAGCACCUCACUGGAGAUAAGUUAUUUAUAGUGUAAAAUAUGGACUCUGAGCUUGUGUUACUUGAAAUAUUACUUGAAGUAUUAUAGGGCAGGGCGGACUGCCUCUAAUCCACAAGAAAUACCAGACAAGGUUAAGAAGCGCUUCUUUUUGAUCACUGAGCUCAGAAAGAAUGUAUGACAGUUUAUAAUGUGUACUUUCUGUAUAACGUGUAUAAAUGCAUGGCUGAAUGUACAAGUUUGUACCUUUAUUUACUGUUAUUACAUUGUAUUCUAAAUCUUUUUGUUCCAUAAUGUGACAAACAUUUCCUACAACUUUCAGCUUAACUCACUGCAACAUGUUAAACUUUAGUUAAAAAGUAUAUUGACAACAUGGCUAUACCUUUAUUUUAGACAGACAUCUCCUGCCUGCAACACCUGUUUUCUAGAAAUGAUGUUUAUAUAUUACUAACUAGUUCUGUUAGGUUUCAAGUGUCAGGCUCAAACCCUGAGUGUGUGGUUUGCAACAAAAGCACUUUGGUUAGUGUUGGUGAAAGAUUAGAGCUACACUUAAAUAUUAAUAAACACGUCUUGUCUUAUGCUUCUAA